Messenger RNA from Closterium sp. NIES-67, 2415 nucleotides. NCBI's taxonomy places the organism in Eukaryota, Viridiplantae, Streptophyta, Zygnematophyceae, Desmidiales, Closteriaceae. The record is from the annotation of a GenBank genome assembly.
AACUACGCACAACGGACUGAAGCGCCCUCCAUGGGCUGCACUGCAGUAUAAGCGCCUUUCUCCUCCAUUCCCCAUAUUUGGCUUCCCAAGGCUUGCGCGAGCGGUAAAGCUGCAGCUAUUCUUCCCACUUCUCGCCCGCUUCAUCCUCCCCCAUAAUUUCUUUGUUAACUAGUUUAAAUCGUUUUGGGGGGAUUGCGCGUACUGAUCUGCAGUGAGGAGCGUCACGUGCUGUCACCGUUACCACCACCGUCGCCGUCGCCGUUGCCGUUGCCAUGGGUCAGGGCGUUUCGCGAGAGGAGUUGGUGUAUCAGGCGACGCAGAAAGCGGAUGUUAGCGGAAUAAAGCGUCUCCGACAGGACGGCGCGGGACUGGAGUGGCAAGACAGUCACGGUCGCACGUCGCUAAUCAUCGCAUGCAGUCGUGCGGACAUGCUUCCGGUCGCACGCCUGCUGCUGCAGCUCGGUGCUGACGUCAACGCUUACGUGCGAGGAGCGCAAGGCGGAACAGCCAUCCACCAGGCAGCGCGGAAGGGCCUGGAUCAGACGGUGCAGCUGCUGCUGGACUAUGGAGCGGACCCCCUGCGUCCCAACGACAUCGGCAGGCGCGCGCUGGACAUAGCGUGGGAGCAGCACCGCCCCACCAUGGCGCGGAUCAUCGAGGACCGCGUGGCUCUCUUCAUAGGCUAUGUGCGGCAGCAGCAGCUGUCAGGUCCAGCCUUCCUGCAGGCACUCGUGCCCCAGUGGGUCACCAAGAAAGUGUGGGUGGCUGUGGUGCCGGGGUCACAAGCCAAUGCUGCACGGCAACGACUCAACAUCUAUGCCUCGCCCUCGGCGCCCACGGCAACGGAGGUGCUGCUGCACCACUGCCGCGUGUACCUCACCAAGCAGGACACCAACGACCCUAUGUUGGUCGUAGAGGACAUGCAGCGAGCUGAGAAGUACAAGUUUACAGCGGACAGGGAGUCCAGAGAGCCGGGGCAGAUCCAGAAGCUGUACAACGCAUGCCAGGGCAUUCCUCAGCGUCAGCUGCGCUUGCCGGUUUCCUCCCAGCGCCAGCAGCAGCAGCCAUCAAGUCAACAAGACAUCAGUCGUCAGUCCGCUGGAGGCUCUGUGUCUUCAUCCUCCUCCACGUCCCCCACUUCCGCUGCUGCUGGUAGUGGUCGUGGUGCGGGUGCUGCUUCAGACAUGGGUGGCUGGGCCGCCCCUCCUCCGUCCACAGCAUAUGCUGGCUGGGAUUCUGGCCCUUCCACUUCGGAUCACCCGCAUCCCUUCUCUCCCGCUGCUGCUGCUGCUGCUGCUGCUGCCGCAGCCUCUGCCUCUGCCGCUGCUACAGCUGCUGCUUCCACUGGGGGCGUUUCUGCUGCUGGUGCUGGUGUGCCGCCUAGUGCUCGUGGUGGUGAUCGGUCCAUGGGAAGGACUGGUGGUGGUGCUGCUGCUGGGGCUGUUGGGGCUGGUGCUGCUGGUGGGGCUUCUGAUUGGGGACCAUCCAGCAGCAACGCGGAUAGCUACGGUGGCUGGGGCCCUGCUGCUUCUCCCGCUCCUGCUGCUGCAGCGUCACCAGCACCAACUCGCUCCCCCCCUCCCGCUGCAUCAGCACCAGUCACACCAGCACCAGCACCAGCAGUGGCAGCAGCAGCAGCAGCAGCACCGGUUUCAGUGCAGGAAGGGUGGUACCAGCCCCCACCUGUUGCCACUGCUGCUGCUUCUGCUCCUAUCCCCAUGCCUGCUGCUCGUGCGGCUGCUGCAGACGUUGCUCCCUCUGCUCCUCCUCUCUCGCCCCCUCUUGCCGGCUCGGCUCUCUCGUACCCGACUAUCGACACCACCCCGAUCACAGUAGACUACAGUGCGCCAGCAACAGCGGCAGCAGCAGCAGCAGGAGUACCAGCAGGAUCGCCUAAUGUUGAGCUGCACCCGUCGUACGACCCCGAGCGCGUGCAAGCUGAGUUGAAGCGCGCAGAGAGCAACGUUGGGACGGGCGGGGGGCAGUGUGUGAUCUGCUGGGAUGCGCGGGCGGAGGCGGUGUGUGUGCCGUGCGGCCAUGUGGCAGGGUGCAUGGAGUGCUUGGGCGAGGUGAAGGGCAAGGGGUGGGGCUGCCCCGUGUGCCGCGCGAAUAUUCAGCAAGUGGUGAAGCUGUUUCAUGUGUGAGUAAGUUUUGGAGCGAGGUUAUCGUUUGGAGCAGGUUACUGGGCAUGUGUGUCUCUUCUGUUUACCUCCCAGCAUGCAUUAGUAGAGCUUUGGGAGGAGUGUUUUGGUAGCUGGUUUUCUUGUUGGUCGGUUUUGUCACUGGGUGACUGAGGAUUGUUGAGACGAAGGACACCACUUUCUUCCUGGUAGAUUCAUCUUGUGUUGCAUAGAGAAAGGUAUUGAGUGUAAUAUUCUGCAAACACAUAAGUAGACGCGGUGAAUGUUUAGUGCG